This is a messenger RNA of Spizellomyces punctatus DAOM BR117, 1762 nucleotides long. RefSeq lists its product as uncharacterized. The record is from RefSeq and is a predicted model, not a curated record. Gene Ontology annotation, molecular function: protein binding. The transcript is spliced from 2 exons. NCBI's taxonomy places the organism in Eukaryota, Fungi, Chytridiomycota, Chytridiomycetes, Spizellomycetales, Spizellomycetaceae. Gene Ontology annotation, biological process: SCF-dependent proteasomal ubiquitin-dependent protein catabolic process. Bases 181 to 1722 code for a protein of 513 amino acids. Gene Ontology annotation, cellular component: SCF ubiquitin ligase complex.
UGUGCACGAGCACUGUGAGGGUAUCGAUAAUUGGCGUCAGCGUCGGUUCAUCAUGGCCGAAAGCCAGCCGUCGCAAUUUGUGUGAAGUUUGGAAAUUGGGUUUCGCGUCAACGCUUUGGCCUCCCGUGGGUGACUUUUAAAGUUACGUUCGCGUUCUAAGCAACUUCAACCACUUUGAAAAUGUAUCUUCCGCUCACUCCAUCCAGCUAUGACGGUUGGGUGAUACUUCGCACAUUAUCGAUAUGCUCAAACGUCGUGCCUCUUCUCCUCGAGUUUUUUGCAUCCUCCGCUCACCUUACAGCACGACGCUUACGCUUUUUGAAGAUCGAGGUAGAUCGGGCUCUGGUAGCCUGUGAACUUGCCGAGACCCUAUUAGAAUGUAAACGAGAGAAUGGAACUAUCAUACAGGCGCGGCAGAGACUUCAAAGGUGUCUGUCAAAACUGGAAGAGAUUGCUGGAUCGAACAUGGCUGCGGCAGAGGCGUUAGGACCAUGUAGGGAAUCGGAGUCAUCUUCUGACUUCCUUCCUACCGAGAUAUUUUGGCUGGUCUCCUCCUUCGUCAGCUCCCCUCAAGAUAUCCUCAACCUCUGCCUAGUCAACCGAGCCUUUUACCGCAUUUUUACAAAAAGACUCUACACUUCAAUAUCACUCCUCCGCACGGACUAUAAAGACAUUCGCAUGUCUUUAUUUAACUUGACGAUUACCCUCAGAUCCAAUCGAGAUCUGGCGGCCUUGGUCAAAGACUUUACAGCUGGAAUGCAAGGACUUGAUGAGGAGAGUCUUGAUGAGGAGAGCCCGGUGCCAACAGCGAUGGAGGAGGAAGAUCCUGCGGAUAUGGUAUAUGAAGUUGUAUCAGAUCCAUUUGCGAACACAGAACAGUUUGAAUGGAGCGUCGAACCACGAGGGAAGAUGAGGAGUCAUUCGCAUGACACGCUAAUGCGGAGUCUGCUUUUGGAAAGUAUGAUAAAUCUAGACGCUGUUCAUUUACACUUCAAUGCCUGUCUACGACUGAGUGGUUGGCUAAAUCGAGCCCAAAGUAUGCGGAUCAAACAUCUUGACUUGAGCUUCUCGUCGAUCAAGAAGUUUCCCGUGCUAUCUCACGAAAUACGGUCUCUCCAGGAGCUCCUGCUUCGCGAUUGUGGAGAUCUCCGCACCACCGAAUUCACUGAUCUCGUCCAUAAAUGUCCCAAUCUUCGCGCAAUCGGCAUAAAUGGCUGCGAAAACCUAUCCGACUCAUCCAUUUUCGAGUUGCUGUCCUGUUGUCCCAAACUUGAGGCUAUUGCCUUUGGAUAUCGUCAACAAUUCAAAUCGAUUGAUGCAGUCAUUGGCAACAUUACCCACCACAUGCCCCGUCUAAACGCAUUUUUCCUUGAUGGCCGUGACCGGGUACCAGAGUACCCUUUGUAUGAGCUCAUCACCACACGAGGACAUCAGAUCAAAACGCUGAGUCUCAGCUUUUGCCUCAUAACAGACAAGUUGGUAGAUCUGGUGGCGGAACGGUGUGUUAACUUGGAGGCAUUAGCAUUGAACGGAUGCAAAGGAGCGGUGACGGACGAGUCAGUCACACGGGUCAUGGAGAAAUGUCAGAACCUCACGGUAUUCUCGUUGCUGGAGAAUGAAGGUGUGAGCUGCAAAGUUGAUCAAGAGGUAAUCAAUCGAUUUGGUUGGGAUGUGCCGACGAUCGUUGAAGAGUUUAGGUAUUGGAAGAAAUGGAAGGCUUGAUGAUAGAUAAUAAAUUAAGACCAAACAGCUUGCAUGGCCA